AUGGCCUUAGCUGUCGUCACCUCGGCCAGGAAACUGCGACCCUACUUUCAGUCGCACACGAUUGAAGUACUGUCCAACCAACCACUCCGAACGGUUAUGCAGAAUACUAACCAGUCAGGACGGUUGACUAAAUGGGCGAUGGAGCUGAGCGAACAUGACAUCGUGUACAAGAAUCGCACAGCAGCAAAGUCACAGUCAUUCAGUUUUGGUUUUGCGGCGUCAAACAACGAAGCUGAGUACGAAUCCCUCAUCGCAGGGCUCCGUCUCGCCAAGGCAAUGAAAGCCAAAAGAAUCAGCGCUUACUGCGACUCUCAACUUGUCGUUCCUCGCGGAGAAAAUGUCUGUGCCGACGCCCUCGCUGCUCUAGGAAGCAAGCUACACGAUCAAGUCAAGAGGACAAUCCCAAUCCAUAAAAUCGAGAAACCGAGCAUCGACACGAAGGCGGAACAGACUGCGAUCGCAGCAGCGAUUAGCGAAGCGAUGGACAUCGACGAAGCAGAACCUCCUUCGCAGGAUGAUCAGCCAACAGAUUGGCGCAAGGAACUCAUCGAUUACCUCGCUGAAGGUUUAUUGCCCACCGAGAAAUGGGACGCGCAGCGACUGAAGCGACGUAGCGCACACUACGUUGUCAUGGACGGGGAACUACACCGAUGGACCGCGACGAAGGUGCUACUCAAAUGUAUCUCCGACGAAGAAACGAGACUAGUCAUGGCCGAAACACAUGAAGGAGCAGCAGGCAAUCACUUGGGCGGACGAGCUCUCGCAUUAAAAGUAAAGAAUCUCGGAUUCUACUGGCCAACCAUGAACGCCGACUGCGAGACUGCACCAUACCCAUUCAUGCGAUGGGGAAUGGACAUCAUCGGUCCGAUGCCGGCAUCUCUCCAAAAGAAGUUCAUCCUGGUCCUCACAGAUUACUUCACCAAAUGGGUUGAAGCCGAAGCCUACGCCAGCAUCACCGACAAGGAGGUACAAAACUUCAUCUGGAAGAACAUAAUCUGCCGACAUGGGCUCCCAUACGAGAUCAUUACAGACAAUGGUUCACAAUUCAUCUCGCAUCAUUUCAAGGGAUUCUGCGACAGAUGGCGAAUUCGACUCAACAUGUCGACCCCGAGAAACCCGCAAAGUAACGGCCAAGCCGAGUCAACGAACAAGACCAUCAUCGACGGUCUGAAGAAACGACUCGACUUAAAGAAAGGUUGCUGGGCAGAUGAACUAGACGGUGUCCUGUGGUCCCACAGAACAACUCCUCGCGGAGCGACGAAGGCUACCCCUCUCUCGAUGGUCUACGGCGUCGAGGCAAUGGCUCCCGCAGAAGUGAAUGUGACGAGCUUGCGCCGAUCGCGAAUGCCACAAAACGUCGAACUCAACCGCGACAUGCUGCUCGACGCACUCGAAGACAUCGAGGAAAAGCGCGACCAAGCACUACUCCGUAUCCAGAAUUACCAGCAUCAAAUCGAGAGCUACUACAACAAAAAGGUCAAAUCGCGUCCCCUCGAAAUGGGCAAUCUUGUCUUAAGAAAGGCGAAGCAAUACCGAGAGCUUGGAACUCCAAACAUCUCCGCCUCUUCCAUCCUUAGUCAAGACGAACGCCUUACCGAGUAA
Brassica napus (rape) is the source of this 1602-nucleotide messenger RNA. RefSeq lists its product as uncharacterized. Lineage: Eukaryota; Viridiplantae; Streptophyta; Magnoliopsida; Brassicales; Brassicaceae. The record is from RefSeq and is a predicted model, not a curated record. Gene Ontology annotation, biological process: DNA integration. Gene Ontology annotation, molecular function: nucleic acid binding. The coding region runs from base 1 to 1602 and encodes 533 amino acids. The transcript has 4 exons.